Molecule: messenger RNA, 1225 nt
Organism: Cynara cardunculus var. scolymus (artichoke)
Lineage: Eukaryota; Viridiplantae; Streptophyta; Magnoliopsida; Asterales; Asteraceae
Product: WAT1-related protein At2g37460-like
Exons: 8
Coding region: 1-1176 (391 amino acids)
Cellular component (GO): plasma membrane
Molecular function (GO): transmembrane transporter activity
Source: RefSeq, a predicted model, not a curated record
AUGGAGAUGGAGAUUGAGACGAUCGAUUUCUUUAACAGGGGGAAGCCGUUUUUCGCUGUUAUUUUCUUGCAGUUUGGGUUUGCAGGAAUGGAUGUCAUUUCUAAAGCCGCGUUGAAUGAUGGGAUGAGCAAUUAUGCAUUUGUUGUUUAUCGCCAUGCUGUUGCCACCCUCGUCAUGACCCCUUUCGCCAUUAUUUUUGACAAGAAAAUAAGGCCAAAGAUGACACGCUCGAUCUUCAUUAAGCUUAUGAUUCUUGCAUUACUCGAGCCGGUUAUCGAUCAAAACCUUUAUUUCAUGGGGAUGAAAGCGACAACAGCGACAUUUGCAGCCGCUAUGUGCAAUGUUCUUCCUGCAAUAACGUUUGUGAUGGCAUGCGUUCUAAAACUCGAGAAGCUAAACCUGAAGAGCAUCCGAAGCCAAGCGAAGGUAAUCGGGACUGUAACAACUCUAGCAGGAGCCAUGAUGAUGACCCUUAUGAAAGGCCCAGUUUUGGAGCUAUUUUGGACAAAAGGAAGAACACACCAUCAAUCUCAUGUAAACAGUACUGGGGUAGAUGCAGAUCUCCAUAAUUCUCUCAUGGGUGCUUUUAUGAUCAUAGUUGGAUGCUUCAGUUGGUCUGCUUUUAUGGUUCUGCAAGCAAUCACGUUAAAGUCUUAUCCUGCCGAGCUUUCUCUAACCGCUUGGAUAUGCUUGUUGGGAUCAGUCGAAGGAGUGAUAGUGGCGUUGAUAAUGGAGGGCGGAAAAGCGACAGUCUGGGCUAUAAACUGGGAUAUGUCACUAGUAGCAACUCUCUACAGCGGCAUUGUAUGUUCUGGUCUAGCAUAUUACAUCCAAGGACUGAUAAUGAGAGUUAAAGGUCCUGUUUUUGUGACUGCUUUUAGUCCAUUGUGCAUGAUCAUUGUGGCUGUGAUGGGCUCCAUUAUUCUAGCUGAGCAAAUAUACCUUGGAAGGGUUAUUGGAGCCAUUGUCAUAGUUACAGGGCUUUAUUCUGUUGUGUGGGGUAAAAGCAAGGAUGAUAAGCUUUCAUCUGAGCAAAUGGUACAAGAAAAACAGAUAAUAGAGAAAGAAUGUGAAGAAAACUGUUGUCAUGAGGCCAUCACCAUCCAAGCAUCAGAGGUUGCUACUGUCAAUGAAGGAGUUUCCGAUGACCAUAAUCAGACGAACGGUUUAACCUAACGGUUCAUCUCGUGCUCCGAUUACUCCCAUAUGUCUGAUAAGUUUAUAG